ACACAUGUCCUGCCCCCGUCUCCCUCUCGCGCUCGCUCGCACGCACGCACGCACGAACGACCUACACGCGCUCCACGACACACACAAACACGCGCGCGCGCAAACAUGGCGGCCUCUGUUUCCCCGCUACGCUCCUCCUUCAGGAUCUGUAGCCCGUUGACGUUGCCCCAUCACUGCUGCCGGGCCGAACUGCGGACGCGCAGGAAAUGCGAGAGUCAAAGGAGACACCUUCACCAGUCGGCGACGAGGCACGAUGCUGUGGUGAUUUCGGGGACAGAGUUGGCUCGGCAGCUGCACAGAGAAAUCCAGCGUGAUGUUGAAGAGCUGGUUGCUCAGGGCAACAUGAGACCCCACCUGGGAGUGGUCCUAGUGGGGGACGACCCGGCCAGUCGCACCUAUGUCAAGAACAAGACCCGGGCCGCCAGCAUCCUGGGUAUUUCCAGUGACACGGUGGUGCGGCCGAGGUCGGUGUCCCAGGAGGAGCUGCUGGAGCUGAUUGACAAGAUGAACCGCGACUGGAGGGUCAGCGGCCUGUUGGUGCAGCUGCCACUUCCUGAGCACAUCAAUGAGCGAGCGGUGUGUAACGCCAUCGCUCCAGAGAAGGAUGUGGAUGGCUUCCACAUCGUGAACAUCGGUAAGCUGUGUCUGGACCAGAGAUCCAUGGUGCCUGCCACACCAGCAGCAGUCUGGGAGAUCAUCAAAAGAGCAGGCAUUGAGACGGUGGGGAAGAAUGUGCUGGUCGCCGGUCGCUCCAAAAAUGUCGGAAUGCCCAUUGCAAUGCUGCUGCACACCGAUCGCAAUCAUGAACGCCCCGGGGGUGAUGCCACGGUGACCAUCGCCCACAGAUGCACGCCGAGGGAACAGCUGAAGGAGCUGACGAGCCUGGCUGACAUCAUCAUUGCAGCUGCAGGGGUUCCCGGGCUGAUCACAGCAGACAUGGUGAAAGAGGGCGCGGCAGUGAUUGACGUGGGCAUAAACCGCAUCCAGGUCCCGGGCACGGGGAAACUCCGGCUCAUCGGCGACGUGGACUUUGAGGGAGUGAAGGAGAAAGCAGGUUUCAUCACACCCGUUCCUGGUGGCGUGGGUCCGAUGACCGUCGCCAUGCUGAUGAAGAACACUGUGACCGCGGCCAGAAACGCACUGAUGCAUUAAACACACACACAUUCCUUCUAGUGACUGAUACACAGUUCAAAAAGCGUAUGCAUACGUACACACAUACACGCAUUCAUCAGCUUAUUUAGUUUUACACACAUUUGAGCAAAGAUACUUUAUUUGAAAAUCCACAAACUCAAAACAUUACAUACCUGCUGGGAAAAUUACUUGAUAUGUAUUUUCUUUAUAUUUUGAAUGUUAUUAUUUAUUUAUUUAAGUUAUUAU
Anoplopoma fimbria (sablefish) is the source of this 1377-nucleotide messenger RNA. Its product is annotated as bifunctional methylenetetrahydrofolate dehydrogenase/cyclohydrolase 2, mitochondrial-like. Gene Ontology annotation, biological process: tetrahydrofolate interconversion. The record is from RefSeq and is a predicted model, not a curated record. Gene Ontology annotation, cellular component: mitochondrion. The transcript has 8 exons. The coding region runs from base 106 to 1152 and encodes 348 amino acids. NCBI's taxonomy places the organism in Eukaryota, Metazoa, Chordata, Actinopteri, Perciformes, Anoplopomatidae. Gene Ontology annotation, molecular function: methylenetetrahydrofolate dehydrogenase (NADP+) activity; methylenetetrahydrofolate dehydrogenase (NAD+) activity; methenyltetrahydrofolate cyclohydrolase activity.